AUGAACGGCGCUCCCAAGAUGGCUGGCAGCCGCAUCUUCACCCGCCGAGAGAUCGAAGGUCUGAUCGCCGACGGAGAUGUGCUUGUGCUGUACCAGAAUGCCGUCCUGCGACUCAAUGCGUGGCAGCACCUUCAUCCAGGCGGACGGCUCGUGAUUCAUCACAUGGUGGGCCGAGAUGCAACGGACGAGCUGAGCAUAUCCCACUCGCCCGAGAUCCUGCAGAGCAUGACCAGAUACCGCAUAGGUCGAAUCAAGGGAGAGUGGACAAACUUCACACCACCUAUCCAAGGCGGCACGUUCAGGAGGGAGACGAAGGAACUCGGCGUCGACUUGAAGACACAGUGCCAAACCAAGCCAACUCCGCUGCUGAGCGRGGCGUCACAGAUCGAUGUGGUGCCUGGCAGCUACACCGCAGGCGCGAUUCAGGAGGAAAUCGAUGCUGAUAUCGCCAAGUACCCAUCACUCGACGCUACCACCCAGCGCAACAUCGCGUUGAAGUUCCGGGAACUGCAUCAGCGGGUUCUAGACGAGGGUUACUAUGACUGCCGCUACGUGGAGUAUGCCAAAGAAAUGGCACGGUACACCACACUCUUCUGCCUAUUCCUCUUCUUCCUCAGACGCGAGUGGUACGCGACCUCGGCCUGCUUCCUUGGACUUUGGUGGCAUCAAAUCAUGUUUACCGCGCACGAUGCUGGACACAGAGGCAUCACACAUAACUUUGUCAUCGAUUCGUUGAUCGGCAUCUUCAUUGGAAACUUCUGCUCCGGAUUGUCCAUUGGCUGGUGGAAGAGCAGUCACAAUGUGCACCACUUCAUCACGAACGAUCCGGUCCACGAUCCAGACAUUCAAAACACGCCGCUAUUUGCAACCUCGCCAGCAUUCUUUACAUCCAUUAAAUCAUCCUACUACAAUGGGUUUCAGUUCGUCUGGGACGCUGUCGCAGAUGUUGUGAUCCAGUACCAGACUUUGACCUACUAUCCGAUCAUGGCUGUGGCGAGAUUCAACCUCUACUUCCUCUCGUGGACACAUCUCAUCUCGCGCCGCUCCAUCACCAAGGGUACUGCCGCCUGGACACGACCGGUCGAGAUCAUCGCAAUCACCUGCUACAUCUUCAUCUUCUUCUACGGGCUGCUUUGGUGCACCAUUCCAACCUGGUGGAAUCGUGCGGUGUUCUUGCUUGUGAGCCAUCUUGUCACGAUGCCUUUGCAUGUACAGAUCACAUUGUCGCAUUGGGGAACCAGCACCUCCGACCUAGGUCCAUCCGAGGUCUUUGCGCAGCGCCAACUUCGUACCACCAUGGACGUAGCAUGUCCCGCCUGGCUGGACUUCAUCCACGGUGGACUUCAAUUCCARGCAGUCCAUCAUCUGUUUCCGCGUGUGCCGCGUCACAACUUACGCAAGCUUCAGGGGAUGGUGAAGGAGUUCUGUGCCGAGACCAAGAUCGAGUAUUUGAUACUCGGGUUCGUUGACGGUAACAAGGAUGUGUUAUCGAAGCUCCAGCAUGUGGCAGAUCAGGCGAAGCUAAUGGCGGCGUGUCAAUCGUACAUGGCUGCCACAGGCGAGAGCGGACUGCACUAG
Ramularia collo-cygni is the source of this 1578-nucleotide messenger RNA. RefSeq names its product related to delta-5/delta-6 fatty acid desaturase. The record is from RefSeq and is a predicted model, not a curated record. Gene Ontology annotation, molecular function: oxidoreductase activity, acting on paired donors, with oxidation of a pair of donors resulting in the reduction of molecular oxygen to two molecules of water. The transcript has 3 exons. Gene Ontology annotation, biological process: lipid metabolic process. The coding region runs from base 1 to 1578 and encodes 525 amino acids. NCBI's taxonomy places the organism in Eukaryota, Fungi, Ascomycota, Dothideomycetes, Mycosphaerellales, Mycosphaerellaceae. Gene Ontology annotation, cellular component: membrane.